Dentiscutata erythropus is the source of this 462-nucleotide messenger RNA. The record is from the annotation of a GenBank genome assembly. NCBI's taxonomy places the organism in Eukaryota, Fungi, Glomeromycota, Glomeromycetes, Diversisporales, Gigasporaceae.
CAUUAUUUGAGAAACACAAAGAAUUCUUAGAAUCACAAUUAGAAAAAGUAGGAGAUAUACAUGAUGACACAGAAAUUCAAGGAAGAAUUUAUGGAGAUGUUAUCAAAGCAAGAAAAAAGGAAAAACCACAAAUGUUACUGCCCGAUCCAAAUGGAAGAAGUACUUACAAACCAUACGAACAGUAUAAUGUACCUAGAGACAGACAAUUUGCUAAAGAAAAUGAACAAAUUGGAAUAAGAAUACCACAUUCACCUACAGAUGAUGUAUUCUUAGAUGAAAGACUAUCACAAAUCUCUAAAAGAAAUAAAAAUAUUCCGCAAGGAGCAUUACCAAAAGUAACAAAAUUCUUCGAAGAUGUAAAACAAGGAAUUAAGAAUAAAUUCACAUCUAGACCAACAACACCUUCACCAUUAAGUCAACAUACCUUAAGUAGAACACCUACUAUUGAAAAUAACAAUAUAA